AUGGUCAAGACUACCUACGCCCUGACGCUUUUUGCGGCUGUCAGCUUGGCGGCUCCUGUUGCUCAGCUGGAUAGCCGUGCCAAGAAGCAGGUUUCAGUUGAGCACAAGAACCUCAUUGAGGAUAUUCCGAUCAUUGGACCUAUGCUUGCGGGGAAGCAGGAUGUGAAGCGCGAUGAAGGUCAGCAUCACGACCUCAUCGAUGACCUACCAAUCAUCGGAGAGAUUCUUGGCAACAACAGGCAACGCAAGCGUGGAGAUUUCGGGAGAGAUGGUAUUAGUGGCCUGCCCAUUAUUGGGGGACUGUUUGGAAAGCACACGCACACUGGAGGUGAAAAUGGAAUGAACAAAAGACAAAGCUUCGGUCAGAACCAUGGCCAAAAUGCAGGCCAAAACGCUGGUCAAAACGCUGGUCAAAAUGCAGGCCAAAACGGAUCCAACGAGCUGGAGCGUGACCUGGAGAGCAGUCUCAGCAGUAUCCCUAUUGUCGGAGAGAUUUUUGGAAAGGGCCAUGGUAAACCCUCUCACCAGCAGACUGAAACUCCUGCGAAGUACCUCGAUACCCGCCAGGCAGGGCAUUCAAAGGGUGUCUUCGGUAUCCUGCAGUCCCUGACUAGCGGUGGUCCCGACAGCAAGAGUCACAAGCGCGCAGUGGAGUCACAACAAAUGAAACCAACGGACGGCGUCCUUGAAGGAGGCGAGUCUUCUGCCAUGCAGGUGCGCCGUGAAGAAUCAGCUGCACCAAAGGCCAACGAGGCGCAGCAUGGUAACCAAAAGGGAGGCAAGAGCCAGGAAGACAAGGCGAGUGAGAGCUCUGGCGGCCUCCUUGGUGGAUUGAUGGGCAAGGAUGGUCUUGGUGGUGUUAUUAAGGGCAAUGGCCAUCACGGCGUUGGCCUUUUCCCAAUGCGCCGUGACGCCAAGGAACUUGAGGCUCGACAAGCUCCUAUCCAGGGCUCCACUCUCACCGGCGUUCUUCUUGAGGGUGGUGCUUUGGGAAAGAUCACUAAUGCGCUUUCUGGAGGUGCUAUGCCCAAGCCCGGUUCCAGCUCCCCCACUAACAUGGGCGACGGUUCCACUUCGGGUCCUCCUGACCCUGCGUCUGGUGCUGGUCCUCACUCUGGCCCUGGCCUCGCUGCUGAGCAGCAGAAGGCCUCCGGCGCUGCUUCUGAGUAA
Molecule: messenger RNA, 1170 nt
Organism: Penicillium digitatum Pd1
Lineage: Eukaryota; Fungi; Ascomycota; Eurotiomycetes; Eurotiales; Aspergillaceae
Source: RefSeq, a predicted model, not a curated record